CAAAGAUAAUCAAACUACGUACAAUCUUAGAUCUAGUGUUUUUAUUAAUUACUUUUAUUUUAAAAAGGAUACAUAUCAUGGCCGCAGUGACUCAUGAAAAAGAGAUUGCCACUGCAAUCCCAGUAGCUAAAAUGUUCAAGGUUUUUGUGCUUGAAGCUGCCACCAUUAUGUCUAAGAUCGUGCCUCAGGUAAUCAAGAACGUUGAGAUUCUUGAAGGAAAUGGAGGGCCAGGAUCCAUUAUCAAGACUACAUUUGUUGAAGGUAAUACGUUCUAUAAUGGAGGCAUGGAAUAUAAGUAUAUGAAGAAUAAGAUCGACGUGAUAGAUAGCGAGAAUUUCGUAUACUCAUACACUACAAUUGAGGGUGAUCCAUGGAUGGAGUCACUCGACAGGGUCUCUUAUGAUGUCAAAAUAGCGGCUUCUGCCGAUGGAGGAUCCAUUUGCAAGAGCACCAUCAGCUACUUCCCGAAGGGCGACGCAGUGAUCGAUGAGCGCCAAAUCAACGACGAUCAAGAAACGAUGAUGGCCAUGGGCAUGUUCAAAGCUGUUGAAGCCUAUGUUUUGGCCUAUCCAGAUGCUUAAAUCAACUCUAUCACUAUGUUUCUUGUAUUCUGUCAUGCAUAAGUAACUACUUUUCUGUUGCUAAUAUAUGUUGCAAAUGGUGUGUCGGUUGUUAUUGCUUAAUUAUUGUGUUUAAACGUUAUAUAUAAAAUGAAAUAAAUUGAAUAUUGUA
This is a messenger RNA of Mercurialis annua (annual mercury), 732 nucleotides long. RefSeq names its product major allergen Pru ar 1-like. NCBI's taxonomy places the organism in Eukaryota, Viridiplantae, Streptophyta, Magnoliopsida, Malpighiales, Euphorbiaceae. The transcript has a single exon. The record is from RefSeq and is a predicted model, not a curated record. Gene Ontology annotation, molecular function: protein phosphatase inhibitor activity; signaling receptor activity; abscisic acid binding. Gene Ontology annotation, cellular component: cytoplasm; nucleus. Gene Ontology annotation, biological process: abscisic acid-activated signaling pathway; defense response. Bases 78 to 581 code for a protein of 167 amino acids.